AACAACUCAUUCGGAAAAAUCCAAAACUAGGAAACCUUUCUCCUUUCUAAUAAGGCUAAUAAGGUAAGCUUUCAAGCCGCCGCCCUUCACUAGAAGGAGCGGGCGCAGUGAACUGUAAUUGUGAAAAGAUUGGAAGAUCAGGCCAAAGAAGGUGAUAGCCCUGUAGAUUCGUUCCCAUGGUUCGAUCCUUCCCAGUAAAACGCGGCGUGUUCGAAUUCUGAUCAUCAUUCUUUCAGUUCCUCCUAUUAUCUAUAACUUUGUAUUUUUAUUUACGAGUUUGUUCUCAUGCAUUUCCUUUGUUCUUAAUCCCAGGCCCCUCGCCUAUCAGCUCUCACACCUCCCAGUCAUCCAUGGCAGAAACUAUUGAACCAAGAGACAAUCCUGACCACAGGGCUAAAUCAAAUGACCCAGGGUGGAAAUAUGCCUUUUGGCCAGACCUCACAAACAAGGAUGCAAUUGAAUGCAAGCUAUGUGAUAAGGUUUUGCGUGGAGGAAUCAAGAGAUUGAAGCAACAUCUCAAAGGUGGUUAUGAUGACACUACAAUCUGUCCAAAAACUACAACACCAAUUAGGCAAGAGAUGGGAAAUUAUUUGUUAGCUAAUAAGAGAAAUAAGACUUUGAUAUUGAAUGAAGAUGGCCUUGAUGGUGAUGAUGAGGGAGAAGUAAGGCUGAGAUCAAAUGUCUCUUCUGCAGAAUCUGUUCACCCUAGCUCAGGAACAUCAAUGAAAAGGAAGAAGGCGAUGUUCACAAUUGCAUCACCACCACCACCAAAACAAAACAAGACAGUUGUGGCAAUGCUUCAAAAGAGUCCUGAAGAAGUUGUUGCAGAACGGCAUGCUAAAGGCUCAACACAACAAACAUUGGAAGAAUGCACACGAAGUAAGGAAGAGAAAGAUCGGGUGUAUAUGCACAUAGCCAAUUUUUAUUUUGAGAAUGGCAUACCCUUCAAUGCAGCAAACUCUAGAAGCUUUGAAAUCAUGAUUGAGUCCAUAGGCCAAUAUGGUCCCGGACUUAAACCUCCGUCAAGUUAUGAGCUGCGGGUUCCUCUUCUCAAAAAAGCUAAAGAAGAGACAAAAAAGUUACAAAAAAAACAUGAGAUAGCUUGGAAAGAGACAGGAUGCACUCUUAUGUCUGACGGGUGGUCCGAUCGAAAGGGAAGGCAUUUGAUUAACUUUCUUGUUAAUAGCCCGGUUGGAACUUUUUUCUUAGAAUCUAUUAAUGCAUCAAGUGAGUCGCACGAUGCAAACAUGUUGGCCGGCUUGUUGGAAAAGCAGAUUGAGAAAAUUGGGCCAAACAAUGUUGUUCAAGUCGUCACAGAUAAUGGGUCCAACUACAAGGCAGCAGGGAAAUUACUAAUGCAAAGGUAUCCUAAAUUAUACUGGACGCCUUGUGCUGCUCAUUGUUUGGACCUCAUGCUUGAAGACAUUGGUAAAUUGAGUGAUUUCAAGGGCCAGAUUAUUAAUGCAAAGCGGGUCACCACAUUCAUCUACAGGCAUGGUCGAUUACUCGAUGCCAUGAGACAGAAAACAGGUGGGAGAGACCUCGUGAGGCCUGGCAUUACAAGAUUUGCAACAUCUUUUCUCACCUUACGCUGUAUGUACAUACAUAAAGAUGCGUUGAGAGGCUUGUUUGUGUGCGAGGAUUGGAACAGGUCUAAGUUGGCCAAAACAGAGGCUGGGAAAAGAGUUCAAGACAUCGUGCUUUCAACUCGAUUUUGGAAUACAGUUGAGGAUUGCAUACGUGCAUCGCAACCACUUCUUGUUGUGUUGAGGAUUGUAGACGGUGAUGAAAGACCAGCUAUUACAGAGGUGAUGCCAGCAAUGGAUAUGGCAAAAAAGAAGAUCACAGAGGCUUUUCAAAACAAGAAAGUGUUGCUAAACAAAAUGAUUACUAUUAUUGAGGAUUGUUGGCAAGAUCAGAUGGGGCAGAAAUUGUAUGGGGCUGCUCUGUUUUUAUGUCCUAGCAGGUAUUAUGACAUAAAAACAGAAAAUGGUGAUAAAGCAAGCAGUCUUAGAGCUAAUUUUAAUGAUGUCCUGGAGAAGAUGGUAGUCGAUGAUGCAGUGCAACAAAAAAUCAGUAAUCAGGCAGAUGAUUACCAUGCUAUGCGAGUAGUGGAUUGGUGGGACGCUUUUGGCAAUGAAGCUCGAGAACUCCAAAUAUUUGCAAAGCGUAUUGUUGGCCUGUGUUGUUCCUCUUCUGGAUGUGAGCGCAAUUGGAGCACCUUUGAAUUUGUGCAUAGCAAGAAGAGAAAUAGAUUGGACCAAGCUAGGUUGAAUGACUUGGUAUUUGUCAAGUAUAACAGAGCUCUUAUGAGGCGCCACAAAAUGCGGGAUGUGAUCGAUCCGAUAAUAUUGACAACCAUAGAUGAUUGUAACGAGUGGUUGCUAGGUGAGGAAUGCUCAGAGGAGACCAUUAAUGAAAUACCCGUCCGUGAUGUAUCUAGAGCAUCUGGAGCUGAAGAGCCGAUCUACUAUACCCGAAGGCAAGGAAAGAAUGGUUCAAGUGCUUCCACAGAUGCUACUCCACAAACACAUUCGAAAAGACCUCUCAACACGCGGCAACUUAUUGAUGAGGAUGAUGAUGAUGUUGAGGAUGAAGAUUAUGGAGAAGAAUGUGAACUCGUUGGUGCAAGCAGUACACCAAAUGAUGAUGCUUUGGUUUUGAGUGAGGAGGAAUGGGAAGAUUAUGAUUAAGUUUUCUAGAUUACUACUAUAUUUUCUAAUGUUUUAUGCCUAAUAACUUUAUAAUGUUUGU
Molecule: messenger RNA, 2754 nt
Organism: Cuscuta campestris
Lineage: Eukaryota; Viridiplantae; Streptophyta; Magnoliopsida; Solanales; Convolvulaceae
Source: the annotation of a GenBank genome assembly